AUGGCGCCGUAUGAAGCACUAUACGGAAGAAAGUGUAGAUCACCGCUCUACUGGGAUGAAGUUGGCGAGCGAAGGGUACUUGGACCCGAUGCAGUUGAGGAGAUGAUUGAAAUUGUUCGACGAAUUCGUGUGAGAAUGAAGGAAGCCCAGGACAGACAAAAGUCUUACGCUGACGUCCGACGGAUCGACUUACAAUUUCAAGCCGGCGAUAAGGUUUUUCUCAAGGUGGAUCCGUCGAAAGGGAUAACGCGUUUUGGUGUUAAAGGAAAGUUGAAACCGCGUUUUAUCGGACCUUAUGAAAUUCUUGAAGAAGUAGCCUAUCGAUUGGCGCUACCGCCGAGCCUUGGGAACGUACACAAUGUCUUUCAAGUGUCGCAGUUGCGGAAAUACGUGUUCGACCCGAAGCGCGUGAUUUACUAUGAGGAAGUUGCCUUGAAUUCGGAUUUGAAUUACGAGGAGCGAUCCCAGAUGAUCUUGGACCGUAAGGUUCAAAUCUUGAGGAACAAAUCCAUUGCCAGUGUAAACGUACUUUGGAGAAACCACGAAUACGAGGAAGCCACGUGGGAGCUCGAGGAUAAGAUGAUGGAACUGUACCCGGAACUUUUCCUAUGA
Messenger RNA from Salvia hispanica, 612 nucleotides. The record is from RefSeq and is a predicted model, not a curated record. Lineage: Eukaryota; Viridiplantae; Streptophyta; Magnoliopsida; Lamiales; Lamiaceae.